Messenger RNA from Paramecium primaurelia, 704 nucleotides. Lineage: Eukaryota; Ciliophora; Oligohymenophorea; Peniculida; Parameciidae. The record is from the annotation of a GenBank genome assembly.
AUGUAUAAUUAUUACAGAAAGGAGAAGUUUCAACAGUUAACGUAAUAAAAAGAAAAAAGAAUUGAAUAAUAACAAUUUGCAACAUAAGAAACAAAAAAAAUUAAUAAUGUUUUGGCUACUAAUUAUGAUAAAAGAAUCAUGAGUUUUUUGGAACGAAUGUCAUAAAAACCUUAUGUUAUCCAUGAUUCUAUAUAUAUCAAAGAAUCAAGAUCAACAAGUAAUGACAACAGAAGAUGGCUCAAUGCUUCUGCGUUACAUUCGUUGGAAUAUAAAUAAAACUAUAAACUAAAUAAUCGAUAUCUAAGUGAUAGAAAGUAACUUAAACAUAAAUUAACAGAAACUAUUGAGGAUAUUCAAAAUGCAAAUGUUUCUGAAUUAAGUAUACUAGAUACAUUUAAUCCUAAAAAGUUAGAGUCAAGAAGAGAUAGAUAAAAAUAAAUUACUAUUAUAGAUUCUAAUUUAAUUAAAAGGAAUAUGAGAAUUAAUCUAGAUAAGAUAUAAAUCAAAAAGAAAUUAGACAAAAAAGAUGAGCCAAGUAAUAAAAUGUAAUUUAUUUCUUUUAAGAAGACAGACUAUAUUUCAAAGGUUUGAAAUCAUUAACUGUCUAACAAAGGAUGUUCGAUGAUGAACAAUCAAAAAGAAGUAUAUCUGGAUAGGCUAGAAGCAUUCUAGAAAAAUGUAAUAUUAUUUCCAAAAAGCCAUGA